Sinocyclocheilus anshuiensis is the source of this 3251-nucleotide messenger RNA. RefSeq names its product kazrin-like. The record is from RefSeq and is a predicted model, not a curated record. NCBI's taxonomy places the organism in Eukaryota, Metazoa, Chordata, Actinopteri, Cypriniformes, Cyprinidae. The transcript is spliced from 16 exons. The coding region runs from base 233 to 2686 and encodes 817 amino acids. Gene Ontology annotation, molecular function: protein binding.
AAGCUCGCUCUCCGCACACACUCUCACUCAUUCUCCUUGACACACACACAGACACUACCUCAUUAUCUUGCAUGUGAUUGAGGCUAUUUCUCUCCGUCCCGAGCAGAAACCUCUGUGCUAUUCUUACACAGCUGCAACGUUGCUCCAGCUUCUGUUCUCAAAGGGGACGGACAACAAACCGGUGCUUUUCUGCGUGGCGUGUCAUUCCGAAUUCUAGUGGGACAUCCCAACCAUGGAGGACACUCUCACUUGUACUCCCACCACCUUUUCCCAGGUCUUCGGCCGCCAAGGACAGCUGAUGCAAGCUACUGUGCAAUCUCUGAACAGCCUGAACGACCAGAUCGCUCACUUCAUGGUGAACAGACCCAAUGCCAUGAGCCACAAAGAGGACACUUUUCUGCCCACCGAGAGGGAUACUUUGAGCCAAUCCAUGGCUCUAAUGAGACACCUGCUCAUGGAUGCACAGGGCAAAAUCCUGAAAAUGAUGGAGGACAACAAGCAGCUGGCUCAGCGGAUUGAUGGGGCCAUCCAGUCAGCCAGCCAGGAGGUGACCAACCUUCGCUCAGAGCUCUCCGCAACCAGCCGCAGACUGGCCGAGUUGGGGGCGUGCAACCCUCUGGGCCUGGAGAACAACCAGCAGAACCACCAUCACCACCUCCACGAUCCUUCGGUCCACCACCGGCAGAAAGCAGUGGUUUCUGAUCUCACUUUCCAGACAGGCAUGUCGAGCUUGAUGGACUUCGGAACUCCAGAUUCUUCACUUGACAAAGUGUUGCUGAGGGAGGAGGUGGCUCAGUUGCAGGAAGAGGUGCACCUCCUCAGGCAGAUGAAGGACAUGUUGAGUAAAGACCUGGAGGACUCGCACGGCGGCUGCUCGGCCGACACGCUCUCCGCCGCCGAGCUCAAGGUGCAGCUGGGGGAGAAGGAGCAGGAGCUGGAACGUGCCAAGGAGGCCUUACAAGCUAUGAAGGGUGAUCGGAAGCGGUUGAAGGCAGAAAAGGCUGACCUGGUGAACCAGAUGCAGCAGCUAUACACCACACUGGAGAGCAGAGAAGAGCAGCUCCGAGACUUCAUCAGAAACUAUGACCAGCACAGAAAGGUGACGUGCAUUACCUCAUUUGUGUGUGUGUGUGUGUGUGUUGUUUUUGUACCCCAGGCAAAGCAGUCUCUGGCCACCCUCACUAAAGAUGUGCCAAAGCGUCACUCUCUGGCGAUGCCAUCGGAGCCGGUGGUGAACGGCAGUCAGGAGUGGGUGAUGCAAGCAGACCUUCCCCUCACUGCGGCAAUCAGACAGAGUCAACAGACCCUGUACCAUUCACACCCCGCGGACAGGCAAGCUGCUUUGAGGAUCAGUCCCUGUCACUCCCGCCAGCCCUCCAUCAUCUCUGAUGCCUCGGCUGCCGACGGCGACCGCUCAUCCACCCCGAGCGACAUCAACUCGCCCCGCCACAGGACUCACUCCCUCUGCAAUUCCAUGGAGGACCUCGAGGACCAGAAGCGUAAGAAGAAGAAGGAGAAGAUAAGUCUCGGCUCACUUUCUCGAGUGUUUGCCCGGGGAAAAUCUCAACGCAAGUCCUUGGAUCCGGGCCUGUUUGAUGACUCAGACAGCCUCUCCAGCCAGAACCAUCCCAGCCUAUCAGAUGGUGAGGAGCAGCUGGAGCGGCUGCAGCAGGCGGAGCUAACACGAAGCAAGCCCAUGUCUCUGUGGAGGGCAGUCACUGUGCAGGCCUGGCUGGAGGUUGUCAUGGCAAUGCCCAUGUACAUGCGUGCCUGCUCAGAGAAUGUCAAGAGCGGGAAGGUGUUGCUGGGGUUGACCGAUGAGGACCUGCAGCUGGGUUUGGGCAUCAACAGCCCCAUGCACCGCAGGAAGCUCCGUUUAGCUAUUGAGGACUACCGAGAAGCAGAGAAUGGACGAGGGCUUUCGAAAGCUGCUGAUAUGGAUCAUCACUGGGUGUCUAAGACCUGGCUGAGUGAUGUGGGGCUUCCCCAGUACUCACAGGUCUUCCACAACCAGUUAGUGGAUGGCAGAGUACUGAACUCUAUCACAAGGAGAGACCUGGAGACCAUCUUUAACGUCACCAACAAGUUCCAUGUUACCAGCAUCCUGUCAGCCAUUCAGCUUCUGCAAAUGCUCAACUUUGACAAAGAGACUAUACAGGCACGUCGUGCUCAGUGUGAAAAUCGAGAUCUGGAUCCGGUGGUCUGGACCAGCCACCGUGUCAUUAAAUGGAUCAGAGACAUUGAUCUUAAGGAAUAUGCUGACAGCCUUCAGAACAGCGGCAUCCAUGGUGCAGUGAUGGUUCUAGAUCCGACCUUCAGCGCUGACACCAUGGCCAAGGCUCUAGACAUCCCCAGCAAUAAACACAUGAUCCAUCGUCAUCUAUACGAGGAAAUGAAAGUGCUUCUCAAUCCAGCAAGAACUAACCAGGCUCAGGACUACAGGAAAGAGGGGACUCCUACACAUUCUCCUGUCUCAAACUGCCACAAAACUGAGGAAGGAUUCUCUCCCAGGCAAAAAGUUGGCAAGAGCCCUUUGAGAUUCAAUCCACUGGUCACUGUUGGGAGAGACUUGACUUUUCAAGGCGGCUGUGGAUCACCACCCAGAGAAGAUCGCAUCAAGAUCCUGCAGAGAACCAAGGGCAGUCCCAUGCACGGUUACUCAAGCAUAGAGAUCACUAAUGUCUGAGGGCAAUGGUUUGUGUUUGCCUCGGAAGAUUUAGGAAGGAUGAAUCUCCCCUAACCUCUAAAUGGACCAAAUGAGCUCAGUUAUUUGUAAAAGGGUUUGAGAAUUGACCAUUUGCACUUUCGAGAAUUUUGUAUUGGCACUUAAUUAGAAAUGUUAUAGACAUGCUGCAUUAAAAACCAAAUAUUUAGUUACUAACAUAAUACAUAGAUGAACUUGUCCUGAUUCCUGUAAAUUUCAGUCAGAACUGUAGGUAUGCAGCUAAAAAUCAAUACCACAUGUCCAGAUGUCCAUUCCCUGUAUCAAGGUCAUCACAACACUGUGCUUGUUUAAGGUUACAGAAAAUGCUGGAAUGAGGAAUAGAGCUGUGAAUAUAUUGUGAAAACAAUUGAAUGCCUCAGUGAAGUCUUUUCUUUGUUUUAAUACAUCUGUUGCCAUCUGCUAAGAUGUUUGUGUUUUCACAAACCUCAUUUGCAUAUAAAAUUAAAAGCAACCACUACUUUAGUAGCAAAGUAGUGUGGAUAAUAGAUUAGUCUCAUAAGGAUCACUCCAGUUUAAUUGAAAUGAG